Molecule: messenger RNA, 1875 nt
Organism: Sphaeramia orbicularis (orbiculate cardinalfish)
Lineage: Eukaryota; Metazoa; Chordata; Actinopteri; Kurtiformes; Apogonidae
Product: mucin-5AC-like
Exons: 4
Source: RefSeq, a predicted model, not a curated record
GCUGCACCAACUACAACCACAGCUUCCCCAACUACAACCACAGCGACACCAACUACAACUGCCCCAACUACAACCACAGCAAGCCCCACUAAAAAUACAGUUAGCCCCACUACAAGUACAGCUACCCCAACUAAAACUACAGCUGCCCCAACGACAAACACUGCUGCACCGACUACAAAAACUGCUGCACCAACAACUACCACAGAAGCCCAAACUACAACAACAGCUUCCCCAACUACAACAACUGCUGCACCAACUACUACAACUGCUGCACCAACUACAACCACAGCUGCCCAAACUACAACUACAGCAAGCCCCUCUACAACUAAAGCUGUACCAACUACAACCACAGCUGCACCAACUAAAACUACAACUUCCCAGACUAUAACUACUUCCCCAACGACAACAACUGCAGCACCAACAACUACCACAGAAGCCCCCACUACAACCACAGCGUCCCAAACUACAACUACAGCUGCACCAACAACGACAGCUUCACCAACAACCACCACAGGUGCCCCAACUACAACCACAACUAGCCCCACUACAACUACAGCUGCAGCACCUACAUACUGCCCCAACGAGAACUGCCACACCAAAAACUACCACAGAAGCCCCCACGACAACCACACAAGCCCCACUAAAACCAAAGCUAGCCCUACUACAACUACAGCUACCCCAACUACAACUACAGCUUCCCCAACCACAACAACCGCUGCCCCGACUACAAAAACUGCCGCACCAAAAACCACCACAGAAGCCCAAACUACAACCACAGCAUCCCAAUCUACAACUACAGCUUCCCGAACUACUACAACUGCUGCACCAACUACAACCACAGCUGCCCAAAAUACAACUACAGCUAGCCCCACUACAACUACAGCUGCACCAACUACAACCACAGCUGCACCAACUACAUUCACAGCUUCCCCAACUACAACUACUUCUCCAACGACAACAACUGCAACACCAACAACUACCACAGAAGCCCCCACUACAACCACAGUGUCCCCAACUAAAACUACAGCUUCCCCAACUACUACAACUGCUGAACCAAAAACCACUGCUGCACCAACUAAAACCACAGCUUCCCCAACUACAACCACAGCGACACCAACUACAACUACAUCUGCCCCAACUACAACCACAGCAAGCCCCACUAAAAAUACAGUUAGCCCCACUACAACUACAGCUACCCCAACUAAAACUACAGCUGCCCAAACGACAAACACUGCUGCACCGACUACAACAACUGCCGCACCAACAACUACCACAGAAGCCCAAACUACAACAACAGCUUCCCCAACUACAACAACUGCUGCACCAACUACUACAACUGCCGCACCAACUACAACCACAGCUGCCAUAACUACAACUACAGCAACUUCCCCAACUACAAGUACUGCCCCAACGAGAACUGCCACACCAAAAACUACCACAGAAGCCCCCACGACAACCACAGCAUCCCCAACUAAAACUACAGCUUCCCCAACUACCACAACUGCUGAACCAACAACAACUGCUGCACCAACAACAACCACCGCUGCCCCAACUACAACCACAGCAAGCCCCACUAAAACCAAAGCUAGCCCUACUACAACUACAGCUACCCCAACUACAACUACAGCUUCCCCAACCACAACAACCGCUGCCCCGACUACAAAAACUGCCGCACCAAAAACCACCACAGAAGCCCAAACUACAACCACAGCAUCCCAAUCUACAACUACAGCUUCCCGAACUACUACAACUGCUGCACCAACUACAACCACAGCUGCCCAAAAUACAACUACAGCUAGCCCCACUACAACUACAGCUGCACCAACUACAACCACAGCUGCACCAACUACAACCACAGCUUCCCCAACUACAACU